AGCUCGCCCUGCGCCGCCGCCCGAGGGCGCGAGGAGGGACGCGGGCCCGGCCCCGGGGGCCCUCCCGGCCCGGCGAGCCCCUCUGCCCGCCGCCCGCGAGCAUGUCACCUCCAGCGGCCGCGGCAGCCUCCGCCAGCAGCGCCCGCGCCUCCCGCAGCCGCCGCCGCCGCUGCCGCCCCGGGCACUGGCCCCCGGACCCCCGCGCCUGAUCCGCGCCGGACCCUCGCCGGAGGACCAUGGCUGGCCAGGGGGACUGCUGCGUCAAGGUGGCCGUCAGGAUCCGGCCCCAGCUGUCAAAGGAGAAGAUUGAGGGCUGUCACAUCUGUACCUCUGUCACCCCGGGGGAGCCCCAGGUCCUUCUGGGGAAGGACAAGGCCUUCACCUAUGAUUUUGUCUUCGACCUGGAUACCUGGCAGGAACAGAUCUAUUCGACCUGUGUGAGCAAGCUCAUCGAGGGCUGCUUUGAGGGCUACAAUGCCACAGUGCUGGCCUAUGGGCAGACGGGGGCUGGGAAGACAUAUACCAUGGGCACUGGCUUCGACGCAGCAACGUCGGAGGAGGAACAGGGCAUCAUCCCGAGGGCCAUCGCGCACCUCUUUGGAGGCAUUGCUGAGCGCAAACGCAAGGCACAGGAGCGGGGUGUGGCGGGGCCCGAGUUCAAAGUCAGUGCUCAGUUCCUGGAGCUGUACAAUGAGGAGAUCCUUGACCUGUUCGACAGCACCCGGGACCCCGACACCCGCCACCGCAGGUCCAACAUCAAGGUCCACGAGGACGGGAGUGGCGGCAUCUACACCACCGGCGUCACUUCCCGCCUCAUCAACUCCCAGGAGGAGCUGGUCCAGUGCCUGAAGCAGGGCGCCCUGUCGCGCACCACAGCCAGCACCCAGAUGAACGUGCAGAGCUCCCGCUCCCACGCCAUCUUCACCAUCCACGUGUGCCAGAUGCGGGUGUGCACCCAGCCCGACCUGGUGAGUGAGGCGGUGAUGGGGCUUCCUGAGGGCCCGGCUCCUGCAAGUGAGUAUGAGACGCUCACUGCGAAGUUUCACUUUGUGGACCUGGCCGGCUCGGAGCGGCUGAAGCGGACGGGGGCCACCGGCGAGCGUGCCAAGGAGGGCAUCUCCAUCAACUGUGGCCUGCUGGCCUUGGGCAACGUGAUCAGCGCCCUGGGGGACCAGAGCAAGAAGGUGGUGCACGUGCCCUACAGGGACUCCAAGCUCACUCGGCUCCUGCAGGACUCACUGGGGGGCAACAGCCAGACCGUCAUGAUCGCCUGCGUGAGCCCCUCAGACCGGGACUUCAUGGAGACGCUCAACACACUCAAGUACGCCAACCGGGCCCGCAACAUCAAGAACAAGGUGGUGGUGAACCAGGACAAGACCAGCCAGCAGAUCAGUGCGCUGCGGGCCGAGAUCGCACGCCUGCAGAUGGAGCUGAUGGAGUACAAGGCGGGGAAGAGGGUGAUUGGGGAGGAUGGCACCGAGGGCUACAGUGACCUGUUCCGGGAGAAUGCCAUGCUGCAGAAGGAGAAUGGGGCACUGCGUCUGCGGGUGAAGGCCAUGCAGGAGGCCAUCGACACCAUCAACAACCGCGUCACCCACCUCAUGAGCCAGGAGGCCAACAUGCUACUGGCCAAGGCUGGUGACGGCAACGAGGCCAUCGGCGCUCUGAUCCAGAACUACAUCCGGGAGAUCGAGGAGCUCCGGACCAAGCUCCUGGAGAGUGAGGCCAUGAAUGAGUCCCUCCGCCGCAGCCUCUCUCGAGCCUCGGCCCGGAGUCCCUACUCCCUGGGUGCACCUCCGGGUGCCCCGGCCUUCGGCGGCAGCCCAGGCAGCUCCAUGGAGGACGCCUCUGAGGUGAUCCGCAGGGCCAAGCAGGACCUGGAGCGGCUCAAGAAGAAGGAGGUCAGGCAGCGGAGGAAAAGCCCGGAGAAGGAGGCCUUCAAAAAGAGGGCAAAGCUGCAGCAGGACAACAGUGAGGAGACAGAUGAUAACGAGGGCGAGGAGGAGGAGGAGCGAGAGGAGAGCGGCUGCGAGGAGGAGGAGGAGGACUCGGGCAGCGAGGAGAGCUUGGCGGACUCGGACUCUGACCCCGAGGAGAAGGAGGUGAACUUCCAGGCGGACCUGGCGGACCUGACCUGCGAGAUCGAGAUCAAGCAGAAGCUGAUCGACGAGCUGGAGAACAGCCAGCGGCGGCUGCAGACGCUGAAGCACCAGUACGAGGAGAAGCUGGUUCUGCUGCAGAACAAGAUCCGGGACACGCAGCUGGAGCGCGACCGCGUGCUGCGGAACCUCAGCACCAUGGAGUGCUACACCGAGGAGAAGGCCAACAAGAUCAAGGCCGACUAUGAGAAGAGGCUGCGGGAGAUGAACCGGGACCUGCAGAAGCUGCAGGCCGCGCAGAAGGAGCACGCGCGGCUGCUGAAGAACCAGUCCCGCUAUGAGAGGGAGCUCAAGAAGCUGCAGGCCGAGGUGGCCGAGAUGAAGAAGGCCAAGGUGGCCCUGAUGAAGCAGAUGCGGGAGGAGCAGCAGCGCCGGCGGCUGGUGGAGACCAAGAGGAACCGCGAGAUCGCCCAGCUCAAGAAGGAGCAGCGGCGACAGGAGUUUCAGAUCCGAGCUCUGGAGUCCCAGAAGCGGCAGCAGGAAAUGGUGCUGAGGAGGAAAACCCAGGAGGUUUCUGCUCUGAGGCGCCUGGCCAAGCCCAUGUCCGAGCGGGUGGCGGGGCGCGCAGGGCCAAAGCCGCCCAUGCUGGAUUCGGGGGCCGAGGUCUCUGCCAGCACGACCUCGUCGGAGGCCGAGUCGGGUGCCCGCUCCGUCUCCAGCAUCGUGCGCCAGUGGAACCGCAAAAUCAACCACUUCUUGGGGGACCACCCUGGGCCCACUGUCAAUGGCACCCGCCCCACCAGAAAGAAGUUCCAGAAGAAAGGGGCCAGCCAGAGCUUCAGUAAGGCUGCGAGGCUCAAGUGGCAGUCACUGGAGCGCCGGAUCAUCGACAUUGUCAUGCAGAGGAUGACCAUCGUCAACCUGGAGGCCGACAUGGAGCGGCUCAUCAAGAAAAGGGAGGAGCUCUUCCUCCUGCAGGAGAACCUGCGGAGGAAGCGGGAGCGGCUGCAGGCUGAGAGCCCCGAGGAGGAGAAGGGGCUGCAGGAGCUGGCUGAGGAGAUCGAGGAGCUGGCGGCCAACAUUGACUACAUCAAUGACAGCAUCACGGACUGCCAGGCCACCAUCGUGCAGCUGGAGGAGACCAAGGAGGAGCUGGACUCCACAGACACAUCGGUGGUCAUCAGCUCCUGCUCCCUGGCCGAGGCCCGCCUCCUGCUGGACAACUUCCUCAAGGCGUCCAUCGACAAGGGGCUGCAAGUGGCACAGAAGGAGGCCCAGAUACGGCUGCUGGAGGGACGGCUGAGGCAGACAGACAUAGCGGGCUCCUCUCAGAACCACCUGCUCCUGGGUGCCCUGCGCGAGAAGGCUGAGGCGCACCCUGAGCUGCAGGCCCUCAUCUACAACGUGCAGCAGGAGAACGGCUAUGCCAGCACGGAUGAGGAGGUCUCGGAAUUCUCCGAGGGGAGCUUCUCGCAGUCGUUCACCAUGAAAGGCUCCACCAGCCACGAUGACUUCAAGUUCAAGGGCGAGCCCAAGCUGUCUGGCCAGAUGAAGGCGGUGUCGGCUGAGUGCCUGGGCCCCCCGCUGGACAUCUCCACCAAGAAUAUCACCAAGUCCCUGGCUUCCCUCGUUGAGAUCAAAGAGGACGGAGUGGGCUUCUCCAUCCGUGACCCCUACUACCGGGACGAGGUCUCGCGCACCAUCAGCCUGCCCACCAAAGGGAGCACUUUCCCCCGGCAGUCCCGAGGCACAGACACGUCCCCUCUGACCCGAAGGAAGUCGUAUGACCGAGGGCAGCCUAUCAGGUCCACAGAUGUGGGGUUCACGCCCCCCUCGUCCCCUCCCACUCGGCCCCGUAAUGACCGCAAUGUAUUCUCUCGUCUCACCAGUAAUCAGAGCCAAGGGUCAGCGCUGGACAAGUCUGAUGACAGCGACUCCUCUUUGUCGGAGGUCCUGAGGGGCGUCAUCACCCCUGUCGGAGGGGCCAAGGGCGCGCGCACAGCCCCACUGCAGUGCGUCUCCAUGGCCGAGGGCCACACCAAGCCUGUCCUCUGCCUGGACACCACGGACGAGCUGCUCUUCACAGGGUCCAAAGACCGUAGCUGUAAGAUGUGGAACUUGGUUACGGGGCAAGAGAUCGCGGCGCUAAAGGGCCACCCCAACAACGUGGUCUCCAUCAAGUACUGCAGCCACUCGGGGCUUGUGUUCUCCGUGUCCACCUCCUAUAUCAAAGUGUGGGACAUCCGGGACUCAGCCAAGUGCAUUCGGACCCUCACGUCCUCAGGCCAGGCCAUCGUGGGUGACGCCUGCGCGGCCUCAUCCACCCGGGCCGUCACCAGCACUCAGGGGGAGCACCAGAUCAACCAGAUUGCCCUCAGCCCUUCGGGCACCAUGCUGUACGCCGCCUCAGGCAACACCGUGCGCAUCUGGGAACUAAGCAGGUUCCAGCCCGUGGGCAAGCUGACAGGCCACAUUGGCCCCGUGAUGUGCCUGACUGUCACCCAGACAGCCAGCCAGCAUGACCUGGUGGUGACGGGCUCCAAGGACCAUUACGUCAAGAUGUUCGAGUUGGGUGAGUGUGUGACAGGCACCAUCGGCCCCACCCACAACUUUGAGCCCCCGCACUACGACGGCAUCGAGUGUCUCGCCAUCCAGGGAGACAUCCUGUUCAGUGGCUCCCGGGAUAACGGCAUCAAGAAGUGGGACCUGGAGCGGCAGGAGCUCAUCCAGCAAAUCCCCAACGCGCACAAAGACUGGGUGUGCGCCCUGGCCUUCGUCCCCGGCCGCCCCAUGCUGCUGAGCGCCUGCCGUGCGGGCGUCAUCAAGGUCUGGAACGUGGACAACUUCUCGCCCCUCGGUGAAAUCAAGGGCCACGACAGCCCCAUCAAUGCCGUGUGCACCAACGCCAAGCACAUCUUCACCGCCUCCAGUGACCUGACAGUGAAGUUUUGGAGCGCACGGCGGGGAGCUGGCAGCCCCCUGUAGGAGCGGGAGCGGUGGAGGACAGCAGAGACGGCCCAGAGCCCCCACAGCCUGUGCAACACAGCAGGGAAGCUGUGGCCCAAGGGGCCACCACCUGGGGACAGAGGGUGUGGGCAGUGGGUGGGCCCCUCCUCCCCCUUGACCUGGUGGGCGCUGUUCCCUGUCCCUCCCUGCCUCCAGGGGAGAGAGGUGGGGAGGGAAACAAGCUGUGAAGCCAAAGGGCAUUUUCCCCCCUCACUUCUCCCCCUGCGGCCCCUCGGCCUCCCUCCCCCACUGGCCACACUGCCUCCUGCUGAGCCGGCCCUGUGGCCUGCAGUGGGGCCCUGUAGGGGGACAGCCCCGCCAUGCCCCCCACUGUGCUGUGAGGGGGGCCUCCCCGGGUAGCCCCAGCCCAGCCUCUGGAGCCACUGCACCUGCCUCUGAGCCCAAAAAGCUAGUCCUCAGGUAACCAUGGAAACCAGGAGUAGGCAGCUGGGCCCUGCAGCUGACCCUUAGCCCUUGGCCACCAAUGGCUAUUCCUCGGUGACCCCAGUAAUUUCUUAGGGUCCCCUUCUGAUGGGGCCAGGGUGGAGCUGCUAGGAUGAUUCAGAAAUAUGUCAGCUAUUUAAUUUAUUGUUUUAUUUUUAUUUUUUGCUAUUGCCUCCUGGAAACUGACUUGAAGUUUCUUCCCACACGUUCUUACCCUCAGCUCCUGGGGGCCAGGAAUCCCAAAGGGAACCUGUCCUGCUGGCCCUCCAGGGCCGCCUCCCGUUUGCUUUACAGAGGAGGGAAGUGCCCCCUGUGACUGCAGCUCAGUGCCGCCUGCCCCCCUCACUGCCCCGGGGCCCAAGCACACCCCGACCUCCGGCCACCUGAGGCUUCAGUGCCUUCCUCCACCUGCCGGGCGGAGGCGCCACGCGUGGGGCCUUGUGCCGCUGUCCCCAGAAGGAGGGGGAGCGCCCCCCCACCCCUCCACGCCCAGAGUCCUGAGCCGGCCAAGGAGGAAGCGGCCCAGAGGACUUGGACGGUGAGGCUGCCUGGCCCUCCCCAGGCCGUGCACAUUGCCCCCCGACCGGGCAGGAGCCCCUCCAGCUUCUUGCUCCCUAGUUAUUCAGGAGACACAUUUCAAGCCUUAAAACCGGCAUGUGGCAAGGAGCCCUACCUUUUAGGUGAUUCGCAGUGAAGAUGGAAUUUCUCUUUCUCCUUGGGGCUGUGGCCUCCCAGCUCCAGAUGUGGUUAAAUCCGCAUUCCAGGGUCCCUUGUUGGGGCACCUCUGAAGUUACAGGACUGGGCCCUGGGAAAGGGUUCUGCCCCGUCCCCCAUCCCCAACCUGUCCACACUGCUUUUCUGAUGCUUAACUGGUCCUGUGCUUUUUGGCCUCAGUCUGGGGGCCUGGAGCCCCGACUCUGUUCAAAGGACAGUGACUUCUGGACCUUCUGGAGGUGUCUCGGCAUUGCUGCCCUUUCCCCAUGUGGCCGGGGCUGUGCGGGCCCCUGUGGAGUGUGCCAGCACCCAGGGCAGAGGGGGCGGCUCGGCUGUGAGAGGGAGAACACCUGCUGAGACCUGGGUGUGGCCACCGCCCGCCCUGCCCAGAGCUGUCCCCCAGGCUCAGAAGGCUGCCCUGCUGUGCUUGGCCUCUGCCGACUCUGUGGUGAGGUCACCGCCCAUGGGCUGAUGCACAAGAGGGACCCCGGGGGGAGCCUGGGCCAGUCUUUGCCGUGCCUGGACAGCCCGCCUCCUCUGGCCAUCCCUGGGGGCUGGGCGAGCCCCUCAACCCCUCCAAAGCGAGUACAAGUCUCUGGCCCUCCCCAUCUCUCUCCCUGCCUGGACAGACAGCUUCAACCCUGCAACUUCAUAAGAAAGAAUCUUGCAUGGCUGUUUAUGAACUGUAGAAACAGAAGACUGCACUCCAGCUGUGGGCCCGGGGUCCCCAGCCCAGGACAGCCGCCCUGUAGCUGGGAGGCCUGCUUUUGCACGAAAUGUAACCUGGCGGCCUGCAUGCAAGAGGUGCUCAGCAUCGGUGCCCAUUUCCUGCUGUGUCUGGCGGGCCAGCUACCUCGGGGUGGGCCGGAUCUGCUGCCCUGGUGAGCAUCACUGACUCUGAACUUGAAGUCCCUCAGCAGCCCUGAGCCAACCAAGAGCUGUGCUCCAGGAGGGCCGGGGUCUCUGGAGCUCCUUCAGUGACGCUGCAGGUACACGGUUAGGGGGCAGGCCCCCAGGAUCUUAAAUGUUGGAAGCACAAAAUGGUUGUGAUUGAGCACAAUUGCAGGGCUCGUGGUGGGCAGCCAGGCAAGCCCGGGCCCAGGAGGCUCUUCCAGCUUGGCUCUGUCCAAAGUUAGGCUGGGGAUGCCCUGGUCGGGGGGGCCUGCCCUCGCUCAGACCAGGGCGCGGCCCAGGUCCUAAUACUGGGACGUGCCUAUUACUUCUUACUCUUUGCCCGUCUGAAGACUUGAGUCUGUGCCACUGCAGGCCAGGCCACAUCAGAGUGCCGAGGGCCAGGAGUCAUGCCCUCUCUCCACCCCAUGCCCUAAAUCUCCGAAUGCCUGAGCCCAGCCUCAGUCCCAGUCUUCUUGAGCCUAAAGAUCCCGGACCCACAAUCCCUGUACUCUGGGCUGAGCCCCACAAGCACUUCUGAAGCCGAUGGGUGAGCUCCCUGGCUGGAAGGUGUUUUCCACCCCGCCACCCGCGUGGCUCUAGCAGUCCUGUGCCGAAGCCCGGUCGUUAGCAUCCCCAGGCCAGCGUUUGCUUUCAUUUGAGCGACUGACUCGUCCAAGGCGGCAUCUGGAGAUGCCUUUGGAAACUGCCAAGGAAGGAGGAAAGGCUAAUAGGCAGAGGCUGGCACACCCCAGCAUUUGAGGGGGUCGGGGUGCCACCAUCUACCCCUUGGGAAGGGACAUCUGUGGAUCCGGGAGUGGGCUCCCUGCCCACCAGCCCUCACAGCAGCUUUAAACUAGAGAACCUCCCCCCUUGAAUGUCUGGCCUGCUGCCCGCCCCCGGUGCGGCGGGGCUGGGCAGAGGGCAGCUCAAAGCACAGAAGCGCCCUCAGGAGGCUGCCAUCCGGGCCUUCCUCGGGCUGCCCGGUGUGGGGGAGAUGCAGACGGGCGGCUGCUGUGAGUCAGAGGUGGCCUGCUCCCUUCCACCACAGACUGUGCCGACUCCUGGGGGCUUCCUGGUGCAGCCUGGCUGGGCCGGCACUGCGCGCUCGGUCGGCCCCUGCCUGUGCCCCGUGCUGGCUGUGCUGUGAGAGCGGUGAGCUCCUUCCCUGCGCCUGGCCCACACCUGUGGCGUGCGUCCUUUGCCCUCCCAAACAGGAAGCUGCUGGCUGCUCUCUCAGCCUCCCAGUCCGGGCUCAGGAGCCGGCGCUUGCCAGUGACCCCACAGGCCAUCCGUGGCCUGGCCCUCCUCUUCUGACCCCAGACCCCUCGCUGCCCUCUAUGUGCGAGGGCAGAAUGUACAGGGAAAGUUCUGCUUCUAUGACAUCUUGUUCAACCCCCACCCGCUGCCCACCGCAGAUGAGCCCCCAGCCCCACCGCUCCUGGUCCCAUCCACUGAACCCAUGUCCGAAGGGCCUUGCAGGGAAGUGAGAACGGCUCCCUGAAGAGCCGAGGGCCAGAGGAGACCCUUGCCCUGAAUUGGGGCCCUGCCCUGCCCACCACCAGCCCAGGCUGCAGGGCCCCUUUGGCUCAAGCCCCCCUCGCUUUGGGGCUCACUCAAGGUGUACAUAUGUUUUGUACCUCUGCCGACGACUGUACAUAGUGUUUGAAAGUUAUUUAAGCCUCAUGUUGUACAUUUCUGUUCCUAGACUGUGUGUGUGUGUUCUAAGAAGUUGUCAUAAAUAAAACCUGAAUGAC
Messenger RNA from Manis pentadactyla (Chinese pangolin), 8911 nucleotides. RefSeq names its product kinesin family member 21B (gene KIF21B). Bases 237 to 5084 code for a protein of 1615 amino acids. Lineage: Eukaryota; Metazoa; Chordata; Mammalia; Pholidota; Manidae. Gene Ontology annotation, biological process: mitotic spindle organization; microtubule-based movement. Gene Ontology annotation, molecular function: microtubule motor activity; ATP binding; microtubule binding. The transcript is spliced from 35 exons. The record is from RefSeq and is a predicted model, not a curated record.